UGGGAAUGAAAGAAAUGGAGCUUGUCCAAGGUCACUCAGACAGUUCUAAGCAGAGCUGGGAUGUGAAGCUGAAUGUUCUGACUCCUAGUUCAUGUCUUCUCUCUUCCAGGUUCUCUCCCCAAGCCCAUUCUCUCAGCUGAGACAGACCUUAUCAUGACCCCAGGAAGCAAUCUGAGUCUCAAGUGCAAGAAGCCAGAUAGUGAUCAUUUAAUGCCCCAGAAAUGGACAUACCUUCUGCUCAAGGAGGGGAAUUCACAGCCUUUGCAGAAACACACUGCAACUGGGUCCUGGGCUAAAUUCAGCCUACUGUUGGUGACAGAUCAGGAUUCUGGAAACUAUAGCUGCAAGUACCUCGAAUUCCAGAAUCCACAAAGAGAGUCUGAGGCCAGCAGUGCCCUGGAGAUCUGGGUGAAAGAUAUACUGCAAAAACUCUCCCUCUCAGCCCUGCCACAAAGAAUCAUAACUCCAGGGGAGAAUGUGACCCUCCUGUGUCAUGGGCCAGCUUGGGGCAUGAGGUUUGCUCUGUACAAGGAAGGAGAUGAAAAACCAAUGCAGAUCCAUGAUCCCAUCCAGGAUGAAGCUGAAUUUCUCUUAACCUAUGUGACCACCAACCACACUGGGAAUUACAGUUGCCACCAUCACUCAGAUGCUGUCAACCAAGUCAUGGCACAGCCCAGUGACCCCUUGGAACUUAUAGUGAAAGGUGAGCUGGAUAUACCUCUCAGACAAGCAUUAGGAUCGACAACUAUUCUCAUCAUCUUCAGCUGUGCCAUCAUUCUCUUCUUCCUCUUUCUAUUGGCCUUCUGUUAUCAUCGCUCAUAUAUUGACAUCAGGGGCUGAUGACUAUGGAGGAGUGACAUAUAGCCAGUUGAACAUAAAGACCAUGCGUAAGGGGACGCAGGUCCUCAAAGAGAAUGAAAUCUAUACUGUAGCCCAGCACCAAAGGAAGCAGAGUCACUUGGGCCAUUUGACAUGAACUUCAAACAGAGGGCUUGGGAACCAAUGUGUCAGUUGAACAAAUGGUCGCAUAUGGGUGCUACACAAAUUUGCCAUGUGUGGUGCACCCAGUGGAGAAGCACAACUGCCCCUCAAAUUUCAGUCAUCUGACCUGUGGUAUACCACCUAUAAAUAUAGAUGUGUCAAUAACUUGUGUCCCUGAUUUAUAACAACUGGAAAAAUACUUUUAAAAGUCUUUAGAGUUACAAAAAUGCAAUAUGACAUUUUGCAUCUGGUCUGAAUAGACUACAUACCCAUAAAACAGGAUAUUACUUUGUCUGCUUGAUUUGGGGUUGUUCUUUCUUUCUGUGAAU
Messenger RNA from Monodelphis domestica (gray short-tailed opossum), 1310 nucleotides. RefSeq names its product osteoclast-associated immunoglobulin-like receptor. Gene Ontology annotation, biological process: immune response-regulating signaling pathway. NCBI's taxonomy places the organism in Eukaryota, Metazoa, Chordata, Mammalia, Didelphimorphia, Didelphidae. Gene Ontology annotation, cellular component: plasma membrane. The record is from RefSeq and is a predicted model, not a curated record.